AUGCCAUUCGGACAGUUGCCGGUACUUGAAGUCGACGGAAAGCAGCUACCUCAGUCCUAUGCUAUCGUCCGCUACUUGGCCAGAAAAUUCGGUAGGUUUGCGGGCAAGAACGAGUGGGAACAAGCUCAAGUCGAUGCGAUCGCUGACCAGCACAAGGAUUUCCUUAAUGAAGCUCGUCCAUACUUCAAAAUCCUCAUGGGAAUGGACAAGGGUGAUCCGGAAACCGCGGCAAAGGAAAUUUUCGAGCCUGCACAACGAAAAUACUUCGAAAUGAUCACAAAGAUCCUCAAGCAGAACAAGUCUGGAUAUCUCGUCGGAGAUUCGCUAACGUUUGCCGAUCUCUACGUGGCCGAAAUGACUACUUUCGCCGAAAAAUUCCCAAAAGCAUGUAGGCGAUGGCUUUCCCAGAGGUAUGAGGUUGCAAGAGAUUUGUUUGCUACGAUGAAAGCUCACGCUGAGAAGGUUCGUUCGAAUCCAAAACUGAAGAAAUGGAUCGAAACUCGUCCAGGACUCGAAAUUCUAAGUGGUCAAAUGGAUCUCAUGGCUGACAGUAUCCAAUAA
Messenger RNA from Cooperia oncophora, 561 nucleotides. NCBI's taxonomy places the organism in Eukaryota, Metazoa, Nematoda, Chromadorea, Rhabditida, Trichostrongylidae. The record is from the annotation of a GenBank genome assembly.